AUCCGACUUGGCUGAGACACAUCGGUUUGCUGCUCAGCCCCGAUAGAGCGGCCAGACAGUGACUUCCACCCCCUUUUCGGAGCGUGGCUGGGUGUGUGUGUGUGUUUUUUUUUUUAAGAGGAGGGGUGUCUGUUUUCCUUUAACCAAAGCAAGAACCGUUUAAGGGCGUCAUGACGGCACCCGGUAUGUCACUGGCCUUGUCCGAUCGGCCUGGGAAUCAGAAGGCACGUCGGAUUUUACCGAGAAUAUGAGAGCAAUGGUGAUACGGCACGAGAGCGUCUAAAGACCUCCUCUGUGGGCUGCUAAUAGGCACACUAGCAUUAGCAGCCUAGGAACGGAGCUAACGGAACCAGCCCAUCGUUCUUUGAUCCUUCGCCGUAGGACAUCGCCGCCUCCAACUCUGCGAGCAAUGAUGUUAGCACGCUAAACGUAAGGGAAGAAUUAUUAUUUUUCUCAGGUUUCGUCUCCCUUGAAUGUAACACGAAUGGUGGUGACGCUUUACCUGCUCCCAAGUCAGUCGUUCACUGAGGGACCAUUUCCUCUUUUGGCGUUUGGACUUGGCAGCCCAGGCAUGAGAUAAUAAAGUCAAGCAGCUGCAACAAACGACACCUGCGGCGCUUGUGAGGCUGCCGCACCUCUUCCUCCCGGCCCGUACUCUUUCCCCAUCCGUCCUGCUGCUUUAUAGUCCUUCAGCAGCCCUCGACAUGACCACGCCAGCGCUUUUACCGCUCUCUGGGCGCCGUAUACCCACACUGUCGCCGGGUGCCUCUUCCUUUCCGCACCACCGCGCUACCUUGAGAAUCUCGGAGAAGUUCAUCCUGCUGCUCAUCCUCAGUGCCUUCAUCACUCUGUGCUUCGGCGCUUUCUUCUUCUUGCCCGACAACUCCAAGCACAAGCGCUUUGACCUGGGCUUGGAGGACGUACUCAUCCCACACAUUAACUCGCCCAAGGAGGGAAAACAUGUUUCUGGACAGGUGAUCAUACACAGUCAGGGAGGACAUGAUGAGCACCGACACAGGGAGGACAAAGAGAGCCUUCGCGAUAAGAUUCGUGCCGACCACGAGCGGGCCCUGCAGGAGGCCAAAGAAAAGCUGCGGAAGUCGCAUGAGGAGCUACAGGCUGAAAUCCAGACUGAGAAGAACAAGGUGUUGGAAGAGCUGAAGAAAAAGGACACAGGGCCAAAGCCCUUGCCACCCGUGCCCAUGCCCAAGGUGGUGGGCGUUGGCGACGGCGAGCCUCUCGAACCCGAAGUCAAGGAGAAACGGAACAAGAUCCGGGAGAUGAUGAAGCAUGCAUGGGACAGCUACCGUCAAUACGGCUGGGGUCACAACGAGCUCAAGCCACUCGCCAAGAAAGGACAUUCUACAAAUAUAUUUGGUAAUUCUCAGCUUGGAGCAUCCAUCGUGGACGCCUUGGACACGCUGUACAUCAUGGGCCUGCAUGAAGAGUUCAAAGAUGGGCAGGGGUGGAUUGAUCAGAAUCUGGACUUCAGUGUGAAUGUUGAGGUGUCUGUGUUUGAGGUCAACAUCCGCUUCAUCGGAGGCUUGCUGGCAGCUUACUACCUCUCUGGACAAGAGAUGUUCAAGUUAAAGGCAGUGCAGCUUGCUGAGAAGCUUCUCCCUGCUUUCAACACCCCCACAGGAAUCCCUUGGGCCAUGGUCAAUCUGAAGAGUGGUGUUGGACGGAAUUGGGGUUGGGCGUCGGCCGGCAGCAGUAUCCUUGCAGAGUUUGGAACGCUGCACAUGGAGUUUGUUCACCUCACAUACCUGACAGGAAACCCUGCCUACUACCAGAAGGUAAUGCACAUCAGAAAAUUGCUAGCCAAAAUGGAUCGACCGAACGGGCUCUACCCAAACUACCUGAGCCCUCGUACAGGUCGCUGGGGCCAACACCACACUUCGGUCGGUGGCCUGGGGGAUAGCUUUUACGAAUACCUGCUAAAGGCAUGGCUCAUGUCAGACAAAACGGACACAGAAGCACGCAAGACAUACGACGACGCCAUUGAGGCAAUCGAGCGCCAUCUGAUCCGCAAGUCCAAUGGUGGCCUGACAUUCAUCGGUGAGUGGAAAAACGGCCACCUGGAGAGGAAGAUGGGCCACCUGGCAUGCUUUGCCGGCGGCAUGUUCGCGCUGGGCGCAGACGGCUCACCCGACGACAAGGCUGGCCACUGGCUGCAGCUUGGCGCAGAGAUCGCACACACCUGCCACGAGUCAUACGAUAGGACAGUGGUGAAGCUGGGCCCUGAAGCGUUCAAAUUUGAUAGUGGGCUGGAGGCGGUUGCUGUGCGGCAGAACGAAAAGUACUACAUCCUACGUCCCGAAGUCAUCGAAACUUACUGGUACAUGUGGCGGUUCACCCACGACCCCAAGUACCGCCAGUGGGGCUGGGAAGCAGCACAGGCCAUCGACAAGUACUGCAGAGUGAGCGGAGGCUUUUCAGGCGUGAAGGAUGUCUACUCUUCGAACCCGACAUACGACGACGUGCAGCAGAGUUUCUUUCUGGCCGAGACACUCAAGUAUCUCUACCUGCUGUUCUCUAGCGACGACUUAAUGCCACUGGAAAGUUGGGUCUUCAAUACGGAGGCCCAUCCGCUUCCUGUGCUCCACCUGGGCAACAUCACCCUGCCGGGCAGCGAGCCAGCCCAGCAGUAAACGCCCCCGUCCGCCAACAAACACCGGACUGAUUUUUAUCAGUUUCUUCAGAUGUGGACCAUAUCGGAGCUUGAGAACUCCCUAAAAACUCUGGUACCCCAGAGUGGACCAUUUAAUUUUUGUUUCAAUGUUUGGUGUUUGUUUGACCAAACUCUUUAUCUUUCUCUCUUUAUUGGGGACACACCAGUUGAAUCAAAACUUUAGUUUCAUGCCACAAUUUUGGCGGCCGUCUUUUUGGACAGGUGUGGAUCCUUCAGAGCGGACAACAGAGCAACAGUUUGACUGGCUUCAUCAUCGGUCCUGCUAAAAAUAUCACCGCCUACUCAAAACAGAAAGGAAAGAAAAAAAAAAAAACUGCUGCUACGCUAUGAUUGGAUGCUGCUUUUUGUCUUACCUUUCCCACUCUUUUUUUUUUUUUUUUAAUGUCCUUUUUUCCAUCUUUUGUGUGCUUCAUCUGUUUCAACUUGUGCAAAUCUCAUGAUGAGGAUGAGCGGAAUCAGUCACUCAAUCGUCUGACUCUUUGGCCGCUCGCUGCCUUCAUUCAUCAUUCAAAUGCUUCAUCACCUCCUGCCUUUUUAUCCAUAAACUAUAUGCUAUCAUCAGCAUUCUGAAAUGAAGUAAAUCUAAUUUGAGGUCCUGUGGUCUGCAUUUCCAUCUUUUCCUGACUGUUGUGUUAAAUCUUCAAGUUGGCUUGUUCGUGGGUUUACAGUAUAUUCAUCGGUCCUGACUUUCUCACAUCGAAUUUUUCUUUUGCGCUAGGAUGGUUAAUUGCAUUUAUGAUGUAGUUUUCUUCCCCGAAUUUGUUACAAUGAGCUCAAAAAUAUCUAUUGUGAAAGCUGACAACUUUGGCCAAUCAGUUUUGUGAUAUCCAAUAUUUGGUUAUUGAUGGGUUAAACUACAGUUCGGAUUAUGGAUCGUUUUAAGCGUAGACGAAAAAACUUUCCAAUUAGAUAAAUUUGUUGAAUUGUAAUAGUUUGGUAAUGAAUAAACAAACUUAAAAUGAUCGCAAUAUCAUAGUUCAGUGUAAUUUGUCAAGACAUUUUAAAAUCACUCUCUUAAGUGACUUUGUAGUUGCUUUGGCAAAACCUUGAAUACAAAUUUGAAGAUUGAUCAGAAUUUAGCACUGCAACAAUUAAUGGACCACUAAUCAUAUAAUAUAAAUUAUAAUGUUAAUUGAUUAACCGAUUAAUAUAAAAUUGUCCAAAUUCUCACAAUUUAGCCUCAACAGUAAAUAUUUUGAUUACUGAUCAUCCUCCAUGAAUGUACACUUAUCUUUGUAGUAAGUCAAAAUAAGGUUUUUGCAAACUUAUGCUUCUACUUCGAAAGACAAUGAUCAAUAUUUUUGCCCAUCUUUUGACAUGUUAUGGACCAAAGCAGUGACUGAAUAUCAAAUUUGUGUAUUUUCUUCAGUCAAUUUGAAAUGUCCUGUUUUUGAAUAUGUGGAUGGAAAUCAAAACUUGUUUUUUAUCUGAUUCAUCGAUAAUUGAUAACUAGUUAAAAUAUCAAGUCAAUAUUAAAACAAAUGUUAGUUGCAGCCCGAAUUGAGUUGCAAUCAAACUCAAAGAUAGUUGUAUGCAGAUAAAUCCUGAAUUGCGCAUAAUCCUGAGUUUUUGUUUUAUUCUUUGCUGUUUAAAAUAUUUUGACUGCUUAAGCCUUAUCGUCUGUCGUGACGCAAAUGUGCCAUUGCCAUGCUCUUUUACUUUCAGACAUUGUGAUAUUUUUUAUGGGGGUGCUAAAAGUUUAGAACUGUGACGUGAAGCAGAUUAACAGAGGACUGAAAUGACGACGCCGGUUCAAUUAAAAUGCUAGUGGAAUUUUCAGAUUUUUUUUUUUUUGGAUGCAGACUGAAUUGAGCCAUCGUUUGACUCUUUGAAAAGAAAAAAAGACCAAAAAAAAUGAACUGCUACACAUUGUCGCUUUUCAAUGAAAAGCAUGUAUCCUUAGAUGUUCUGAAUUUUGUUGUUGUUGUUUUUGUUUUUUAUCCCAAAAAUGACAAAUGACCUUUCCUCGCGUAUCAGAUAAAGAGAGGGCUAAAAAAAAUUCUAAAUUCUGAGAAAUAUUCCUUUACAAUAGACCGACGGCGAUGUCAUGCAUUAUUAGGUUCCUUGUUCGCAAAUGUAAACUUGAGGUAUUUUUUUUGUUGUUGAUUGUUAAAUUAUUAUUAUUUAAAGUAAAACAAACUCCAGUAUCUCUUAAUUUGGAGGAAGUGCAUCAAUUUUGGCCAGAUAAUAUUGGGACGUAUUGAUUUUCAUGAUGUCACUUUCCUCCGCAUCAUCGCUUUCAGAAUCCCGUCAACCAUGUGGCUGCCGCUGGCCAGCCAAUGAGUGACUGUGUUCUCUAUUUGUAUUUUUACUUAACUACUAAGAAAAAGUAUGUGUAAAUAUGUUUAAAAGUCAGACACAUUCAAUAAAGUUGUUGCUACAAGUGACGAUCGGAA
This is a messenger RNA of Syngnathus acus (greater pipefish), 5088 nucleotides long. It is a transcript of the gene man1a2, whose product is annotated as mannosidase, alpha, class 1A, member 2. Gene Ontology annotation, molecular function: mannosyl-oligosaccharide 1,2-alpha-mannosidase activity; calcium ion binding. Gene Ontology annotation, cellular component: extracellular exosome; Golgi membrane; endoplasmic reticulum. The transcript is spliced from 14 exons. Bases 705 to 2651 code for a protein of 648 amino acids. The record is from RefSeq and is a predicted model, not a curated record. Gene Ontology annotation, biological process: carbohydrate metabolic process; N-glycan processing. Lineage: Eukaryota; Metazoa; Chordata; Actinopteri; Syngnathiformes; Syngnathidae.